Messenger RNA from Plectropomus leopardus (leopard coralgrouper), 1598 nucleotides. RefSeq names its product kelch repeat and BTB domain-containing protein 11-like. NCBI's taxonomy places the organism in Eukaryota, Metazoa, Chordata, Actinopteri, Perciformes, Serranidae. Gene Ontology annotation, molecular function: protein binding. The record is from RefSeq and is a predicted model, not a curated record.
CGAUCGGAGUGGAUGGAGGCCGGUGAGGGUCCGGAGGCGCGGGACGCUGACGUGUCGCUGGAAAACUGCUACGAGCUGCUGACGGAGGCAAAGAGCGCGGGCGCAGAGGGCGCGAGGGAGCGGCUGUACCGAUACAUGAGCGACCACUACCUGCAGGUGCUGCGGACCCCCGGGCUGUACGGCCGCCUCACCGCGGGGGAGCGCGAGCUCAUCCUGGCCCGCAGGAUGGAGGGGACCCCGGUACUGGCGGUGGCCGAGAGCAGCGAGGCGCCGGAGCGCGGGGGCAGCCGGGAGAGCCCGCUGCCGCCCGCCCCGGAGGAGCCCGGACCGCGGCGGGUGCUGGUCCUGGACCUGGAGCGGCGGCGGUGGGAGGUCCUGAGCAGCCUGCCGGAGGAGGUCCCGGUCAGAGGUUCCGGGAUGUGCACCAUGUACAACUACCUGUUUGUGGCGGGGGGCAUGCGGGCGCACGCGGACGGCCGCUCCGCGCCGUCGGACUUGGUGUUCUGCUUCAACCCGCGCACCGGGCUGUGGAGCCGGGUCCGGUCUCUGAGCCAGCCGCGCUGCCAGCUCACCCUGGUCUGCAUGGACGGACACCUGUACGCCAUCGGGGGGGAGUGUCUGUUCACCGUGGAGCGCUACGACCCGCGCGCGGACCGGUGGAGCCCGGUGGCCCCGCUGCCCAAAGGCUCCUUCGCGGUGGCGCACGAGGCCACGUCGUGCGGCGGGGAGUUGUUCGUGUCCGGCGGCUCGCUCUUCUACCGGCUGCUGCGGUACGACUCCCGCCGGGACGAGUGGGAGGAGUGUCCGUUCAACGAGAGCCGCCGCCGCUCCACCGACAUGGUGGCGCACCGCAGCCUCGUUUACCGCUUCGAUGUGGACCGGGAGCGCGCGGCGGUCAAUGUGUACAAGUACAACACGGUGGUGAAGGCGUGGCACGGCGGCGCGUCUUUUCCGCUCCGCGACCCGCUGCCGUUCCGCUGCGCGGUGCUCGGGGACCGGAUCUACUGCGUCAACCGGAACCAGACUCUGCAGUUUGAGGUGCGCGAGGACCGAGAGGGCUUCCUGCCGGAGGAGCUGCCCGCCCCCCCGGACAGCAGAGGAGCCCCGGUCCCCUUCGUGCUCUGUCUGACCCGGGACAAGCGGUCUGACCCGGGACAAGCGGUCUGACCCGGGACAGAUCCAGGACUGGGAUCUCAUCAGCUGUGCCUUUUUCUUUGAGUUUUUGGGGAAUCGAUGAAACCAAACAUUUUCACUUGUUGCUGCAUGAAAAUCUGAUUUCUGAGAUUAAAGCUGUUGCUGGUUAACCCUUUAAAACCUGCAGCUUCGUCACUUCUCUGCUGCUAUUAAGACGCCUUUCACAAAUAUUUAACCCUUUGAACUCCGAGCACAUUCGUUUGUCUUUCACAAAGAUGGAAAAAAGGCAACUUGAAAACAAAUGUUCCACAAAUUGCAAAAGUAGAAGAUAUUGCCCCCAAAUUAGCAAGAACCUGGUAGAUUUUGAUAGGGAAAACCAUAUUUCUAAUCAUCUUAAUUACAUAUUUGAUUUUUUUUUUUUUUUUUGCAUUUUUAUAAUUUUUUAGCACUCUUUCCAAAUUGUU